GAUAAAAGAAGCAUAGUUUUGGCUCUGAGGCGUCAUCCUCAUCCAACAAAGUCCCACCCACAACACUAUCUGAUGAGUAACGUGUCACAAUUAACAGCUUAUAAACACAGAAUAAUCUGAAUCUGCAAAGUAGCUAAAUGUGUCAACAAAAAUGUACUGAGGAGGAAGAAUAAAGUAGGAGAAAAUGGAAAUACUCAAGUAAAGUACUUGAAAAUUGUACUUGAAGAACAGUACAUGAUUAAAUUGUACUUUAUACAAUCGCUGGUUUUGACACAGAUUUGUAUUUUUACUGCAAAUGAAUAUCGGUCCCAAAUACUGGCUUUCGGUCUCCUUGACUUCUAGUAACUGAUGUGGAUUCUGAAAUAGCCAUAUGGGAAACCUCUAGAAUGAAAUACUCCGUUAGACUUGCAUGGCAUGAGGCCUAUAUUAAGAGAUUUGUAUGUGCACAUCAUUCUGCUUUUAAGAAAAAGAAGAGUGUGAAAAUCAAGUCUCUUCCUCGAUGAAAACUGAUGCAAUACAACUAGCCGACAUUCAUUCUCACAUUUGCUUCCACUUCAUGGUCACUUUUGAGACUCGACACCUAAACAUUAAAACAACUGACUAUAUCUUUCAUUUGAGUGUGACCUCACUUAUUUUAACCUAAACAAUUUAAAAUCUUAACCCCUAAAGAGGUGACUGGUUGUCCAAAUCAUAACCCAGCCCCAUCCAAGGGAGAAGGGCAGGGAACAACAGGAAGCACUAGUCAGAGGUGAAAACAGACUUCGACGCAGGGCAUGUUUGAAAACUCCAGGCUGCACUCGCCACAGGAGGUAUCGAAGUAACCGUGUUUUCAGCAACAUCCAAGACCACGAUACUCAGAUGGACCAGAGUCUCUGGAGCCAGCUCGUACAAAAUCACAGUCGCCCCCUCAAGCUCACCAAACAACCACAUUUCUUACGUCACAUUUGGUCCAAACACGGUGUUGGGCUCCGUCAACUCUCUGUCCCCAAACAUCAUGUAUAGAUUCACAAUUGAAGCUCUGGACAAUUCCCAAGUGGCACUGAGCACCGCAGUUUUGGACGCGACCACAGCCCCUGAGAGGAUGGAUCCCAUCCAGAUAGUGAAGCCAAAGGACAGCAGGACUUUGAUCGUGGAGUUCAACUUGAAGGCCGGGGCGACUAGCUACACUGUGCGAGUCGAGAACGCCAAUGGCUUCUUCAGAGAAGACACCGUGUCCUCCUCCCCUGCUGAGAUUAAGUCCCUCACACCAUACACUGAAUACAUGCUCAGCGUCAUGGCUGUGAACAGUGGGGGCAGCAGCCAGCCAUCUUCUCCUGUGAUGGCAAAGACAGUUUUGCCUCCUCCACAGUUCUCUGCCACCUCCUCCCCCAGCAAUGACAGCAUCAUUGUGUCCUGGGAUCCUGUUGCUUACGCUGUGCAGUACACCCUGUCCAUAUACAAGCUGGGCUCAAACACCACCAUCAAGCACAACACCACCAACACCAAUCUAACCAUCACUGGCCUGGACGCUGGCUCACUCUACAACAUCAAGAGUUAUGCCUGGGACCCCGAGGGCCGACAGGGGGAUCGCAGUUUGUGCAUCAACCAAACGACACGACCUCCAACACCGUCUUCUGUCAGUGUCUCUAUGGUGAUGAAUAACACCGUGGCUGGACUCUCUGUGUCCUGGCAACUUGAUCAGGGGGUCUAUGGAUCCAUACGUUACCAUGUGAUGAGUGAUCACAACCUCACGUGUAACUCCACAUCCACCUCCUGCACCUUGUCACCAGUCGGCUGUGGAGAGGUUCACAAGGUCCAGGUCACCGCACGCAACGAGGCCGGGCCCAGUUACCCAUCGAGCCCUGUGGUGUUCGUUACCUACCCCUGCCCACCACAGUCUUUGGCCCUCGUUGAGUCACCAGAAGGAAACUGCACGCUGACGUGGAGCACGGUGCCUCAUGCAGACAGCUACUCAGCCUUCAUCAAGAGGGGUGACGGCAGCGAGGCGAUGUGCAACACCACCGGCAGCAAUUGCACCUACCACUGCGAGUGUGGCUACACAUACCUGAUGUAUGUUUAUGCCUUCAACCAGGCUGGCAGCAGUCCUCAAGGACAGGUUCUGAACCAUACCACCUUGCCCUGUUGUCCAGAGGCUGUGUCUGUUUCUCUGGUAAGCACUGACACUUUGGAGAUCAAGUGGAUGGCCUCUCGGGGGGCGGAGCUGUACGAGACUCGAGCUGCGGACGGGUCGCAGGUCAUCCUGUGUAAUGACACGGCACCGGUGUGCGCCCUCUCUGACCUCAACUGUGACAGUCCCUACAGCGUAGUGGUGAUACCCUGCAAUGAUAUCAGUGGAUGCAAUCGUGCAUGCAGAGCUCACACCAAAGACACCGCUCCCUGCAUGCCGACGAAUCUGAUGCUGAAUCAGAAGAACUCUUCCUGCGUCAGCGUCAGCUGGACAGCCAACAACAGGGCCGCAACUUACACAGUGAGUGCGACGGGAGAUGGCGGCGAACACAACUGCACCACCAGUGGAAACACCUGCGACAUCACUGACCUUCCCUGUGGCUCCACCUACGAGGUCAGUGUCACAGCAACGAGCGCCGCGGGCCAGAGUUUACCCAGCUUCUCCGACUCUCUGGAAACAGAGCCCUGCUGCCCGGCGAGUCUAACAGUGGACCAGGUGACCCAGGCGAUGACCAACGUCUCAUGGUCUCACGCCAAAGGAGCCCAUUCGUUCAUCACUUCUCUGACAUCAUCACGCGGUCACGCCCGUUGCCACACCAAGGACUCCCACUGCCUCAUGGGAUGCAUCACCUGUGGGACCAACUACACCGUCACCAUGGAGGCGUUCAGCCACAGCGGGCGAAGGUCCAACUGCACCUACCAGGGCUUCUCGUCCAGUGUGUGCUGUCCAUCAGGUGUCCGGCUCUACAGGUUGCACAGUAACUCUUUGAGGGUGUACUGGCGCGCCGCUGGCAGCAGCCACAGCUACAUCACAGAGAUGAGGGCCAGCAGCAACAACUACACCUGCACCGCGUCUCCCGGGGAGAACAGCUGUGACGUCAGCAACGUCCAGUGUGGAGACGUCUACAAUGUAAUGGUGUCGCCGCUCACACCAGAGGGCAGCAAAGUCCUGUUCUGCCCCCAGAGGUUGUACUCAGUCACUUGCGCAGGAAAUGAAGUUGGCACAGUGAUUUUCAGAGGGAAGAGGAGUGUGGACUAGCAUUGGCCUCCUCCCGACAGAUACAACAAAUGCUUCCAUCUUCUUCAUCUUCCCCUUCCUCCUGCCCUACUCGAAUGAAGCAAUGCUCAAAGCUAAAUGGAAGAGCAACUAUAAACCAGAAAUAAACAUGCCAUGAAACCUUGUUAAUAACAAGAUGAGUGAUAUGAUAUAAAUCAAAAAAUGAGAUGUUGUUCAGCAUUGUUAACCUGCAUCUGAAUAAAGUUUGUGUGCCAUAAUCAAGCAAACUGUGCCCUCAACAAUCAGAUCAAGCACUUAAAUAUGGCGAAAACAUGGCAAGCGAACAACAAGUGCACAUUUUGUGUGUGGUAUGGAUCCAGUAAAUAUUAUGAAGUGAUAAUGAUGAAACAGUUGAUCCAUGAACAAAACAAAUCUGGACUGAAAUGCUGUUCCGAGACAGUUGUCUAAUUUGGAUCAUCGCAAAUUAUAUUUUCUCCCUGAGCUGUAACAUUGAAGAACUCCAAAUAAAGUAUCUGACUAGCAAAAUUGUAACAGUGCCCCAACAGAUGAUUUAAACAACUGAUGGAACUUGUCGCCCCCUUUCAUUUUGAUAAUUAUUCAUUGGAGAGUUGACCAAAUUGAAAUAUUAUGUGUAGCUCUGUCCCCAAGUAUGAAGCCUCCUGAUGAUGAGUUGUGUCACAGACGCUGAUCACGUGUCAUCAUGCUGCUGCUCGUUCACAGGACGUUUGGAAUAUGUGUCGCUGUGGUUGUGAGGACCAGAUGCAUACUUCAGUUAAUAAAGAAUUCCCAGCAUCA
Messenger RNA from Acanthopagrus latus (yellowfin seabream), 3979 nucleotides. RefSeq names its product fibronectin type III domain-containing protein 7-like. Gene Ontology annotation, molecular function: protein binding. The transcript has 14 exons. The record is from RefSeq and is a predicted model, not a curated record. The coding region runs from base 995 to 3205 and encodes 736 amino acids. Lineage: Eukaryota; Metazoa; Chordata; Actinopteri; Spariformes; Sparidae.